AUGUCACCCCCAAACAGAGCAAGUACAGGGCAACCUCGUAGAGAUUGGCGUAGUGGAUAUAAACCAAUUGACGAACUUAUUCAAGAAAUUCGACUGGAAUUUCCAUAUCCUUCUCAUAAUUUAAAUUGGAUUCCAUACGAUGAAUUUGUGGGCUCCAGAUUAAUCACCCAAGGUGGAUUCUCUUCGAUAUUCGAAGCCAUGUGGAAUAAAUCCGGUCAAACCGUAGCGUUAAAGUGUUUGAAGGAUUCACAAGAUCUUAGUAGUGAUUAUUUAAAUGAGAUAAAGACGCAUUGGGGUUUAUUCUCGCAACCACAAUUUUUACGUUGUUAUGGUAUUACACAAUAUCCAAUCACUGGGGAAUUCAUGAUAGUGUUACAAUAUGCAUCAUUUGGAGAUUUGAGAUUACACCUUCAGCGUGGAUCAACGAUCUCGUUUAAUAAUGUGUCAAAUGAUCGAACGCACCCGGAUGCAAUUUAUUGCAGUAGGUUAUUAGAUUUCCCUGAAUUAAGAGAAGAACGCAGGCGUCAAAUUCUCGCACAUUCACAUACAUUAAGAUCUAGAACUUCUCAAAAAACAGACAAUACUUCAAAACAAUCUUUUAAUACAUCUAUUCCUCGACCUUCACAACGUAUAAAUAAUUAUUCAAAAACUCCGCAAGAAAGGUAUAAUAAUAAUUCUUCUCAAGAUUCCUAUAAUUAUUCAAAAUCAUCUCAAACAUCAUACUAUGGUCAUACGAAACCUUCCCAAAAUAUUUUAGAAAAUCAUAAUUAUUCUAAAUCACUACAACAUAGUCCUAUAAUUCCGACACAAACAACUCGUCCAGAACUUUUUGGUAAAUCUGAAUUAUCAAUAAAUCCUAAAGGUCCUGUAAGUGGAUUGAGUGUUUUCAUACCUGAUGAUGAUGUUGAAACCCUCACUUCAUUCUGGUCUAUGGAAGGACCUAAACCCAAUGACAAGAAUUCAGCUAAUAAUUUCAGAUUAUAA
Molecule: messenger RNA, 984 nt
Organism: Funneliformis caledonium
Lineage: Eukaryota; Fungi; Glomeromycota; Glomeromycetes; Glomerales; Glomeraceae
Source: the annotation of a GenBank genome assembly